GAUUCGGAUUUCGUUUUCGAAAAUCAAAGCUUGAAUCAAAGCUCGCAGCUCAGCUUUCAUACCAAACUCUCUCUCCCUCUUCGUUCGAAUACCAUCGUUCUUAAACCUCGUUCUUCUAGAGAGAGAGAGAGAGAGAAAUCUCAGAAGAUUUUCAAAAAAUUUCUGAUUCCAUCCCUCAAAUUUCAAGCUAUUUGCAAAAAAGCCCCUUCUUUUUUGGGUCGGAGUCCCUAAAAUGCCCGGUUUGGGUCGAAGAUAGGGAAGCGCCGCCGCUCAUAUAACCACCGCCACCACCAUGAUCGUCAGAACUUACGGCCGUCGUAACCGAGGCAUUUCCAGAACCUAUUCGGACGGUUUAAACGACGCCGUUAACGACCACAACGACAGCAUCGACGACGAAGAAGACCCUUUUAAUUUUAGGGAUUCGUUGUCUCAAGAAGGAGAGGCUUCUCUUCAUUCUCAGUCUCAGGACCAUCUUUUUAGUGUACCCUUUUCGUCACAGGACUCUUGGUCAGCUUCUGCUUUCGAUUUCGAUCCCUACAGUCUCGAUUCGUCUCAGGGCUCUUUACCUGGUCUACCCACCAACGGUAACGGGAAAAACGGUAAGGGUAACGGUGGUAGUGUUCGGAAACCGAAGAGGGUUAGGAUUGAGAAGAAGGAAUUGGAGGCGCAGCAGCCGCAGCCUAAGAGUUUUCGGCCUUCGAUUCCGGCGACGUCGACUUUGAUGGAGGCUCAGGAGUUUGGGGAGAUGAUGGAGCAUGUGGACGAGGUCAAUUUCGCUCUUGAUGGGCUUAAGAAAAACCAGCCGGUUCGGAUCAGAAGGGCGAGUUUGCUGUCUUUGUUGUCUAUUUGUGGAACGGCACAUCAGAGACGGCUUCUAAGAACUCAAGGGAUGGCGAAGACAAUUGUUGAUGCCGUAUUGGGCCUUAGCCUUGAUGAUUCAGCAAGCAAUUUAGCUGCUGCUUGUCUACUUUAUGUCUUGACAAGUGAUGGUCAAGAUGAGCACCUUUUGGAAUCACCCAGUUGCAUUAGAUUUCUAAUUAGGUUGUUGAAACCAAUUUUGUCUACUGCUACUGAAGAAAAACUGCCAAAAAUUGGUAGCAAGCUUCUAGCAUUACGUACCGACAUUUUGCAAAAUACCAAGAAAAAAUUAGACUCCAGUUCUGCUGCACUUUUUUCCAAAGUUCGUGAAGUUCUUGUGAGUUGCAAGGAGAUAAAAUCAAGCCACAAGGAUGAUAGUAGCAUGGAAAAGCCAGAGUUAUGCCCAAAAUGGAUAGCUUUGCUGACCAUGGAGAAAUCAUGCUUAUCUACUAUUUCUCUUGAAGAAACCACUGGGACAGUGAGAAAAUCUGGGGGCAACUUUAAGGAAAAAUUGCGAGAGCUCGGAGGACUUGACGCUGUCUUUGAGGUUGCCAUGGAUUGUCAUUCCGAUAUGGAGAGUUGGAUGCAAGAUGGCUUACCAUCUACUCGGGAUGUAAAACUCGACAUAGAUAUGCAGAGCCUAUCCUUGCUUUUGAAAUGCUUGAAGAUCAUGGAGAAUGCAACAUUCCUAAGCAAUGAAAAUCAGUGCCAUUUACUUGGGAUGAAAUGCAACAUACCUUCAACAGGAAGCCCCCUAUCCUUUACACAGCUUGUUAUGAGUGUCAUUAAGAUUCUAUCAGACCUUUAUUUACUCAAAACUUCUGCUGUGGCUUCCACUAAUGAAAAGUCUUCUUCUCCUGUUGAUGGAAAGGGUCACGCUCUUGAAUUUGCUUUAAUUACCAACUCUAAAGGGGAAAAUGAUAUCGAUUUAUUUUUUGAUCCCAUUAAAAGCAGCUCAGGGAAGAUCUUCUCUGACAAAAGCUUUAAUGGAAGUCGGAAUAAUCAAUUUUUGUCCUUUUCACGGUUGGAUUGUUCUAGUUCUGAAACUACCAGCGCCUCUAUGAAUGAUAUCUGUUCGUUAAGGACAAGACUCAAAUCUUCUGCAUCCAGCUCAUGCAGUGGAACAUCAAGGAGUUUAGUUGCUAUGCAUAGAGUUAAGAAUGGUUCUAGGAAGAAUCUUGAUAUCGUUCAGGGAUUCUACAAUAAUGAAGAUGUAAAAUCUGAACUUUUGGAGGAAAGCGAAGAUCCUUUUGCCUUCGAUGAAGACGAUUUUGGACCCUCUAAGUGGGAAGUACUGUAUGGAAAGCCAACUACAUCUCGUACUAAAAAAAGCGGGGUACCAAACAGGGAAAGAGAACUCGUCGAUGAUUGUGUGGCUCAAUUAAUAAUGAGCCAACAGGAAUCAAUUAAUGGAGAAAAUAACCAUUCACAAGAAGCUUCCUGCUCUUCGGCUAUCAGUGAAGAGUCCAUUCUCUUAGCUGACUGCCUUCUUACUGCUGUGAAGGUUCUAAUGAACUUGACAAAUGACAAUCCUGUUGGGUGUCAGCAAAUUGCUGCCUGUGGAGGACUGGAGGUCAUGUCUUCCUUGAUAGCUGGCCACUACCCUUCAUUCAGCUCAUCUUCAUCUCUUUCCAAGGAGAUAAAAAAGAAUGGUUCACAUGUUGAUAUGGAUUAUCAUUUAACUGAUCAAGAAUUAGAUUUUCUUGUUGCUAUUUUGGGCCUCCUCGUGAACUUGGUAGAGAAGGAUGGUCAAAACAGAUCACGGCUUGCAUCAGCACGUGUACAAUUGCAUAAAUCAGAAGGGAUUAAAGAGAUGACUAGCAAGGAUGUAAUUCCUCUACUCUGCUCCAUCUUUAUGGCCAACCAAGGAGCAGGUGAGGUGGCCCAGGAAGAGAAAUGUUUGGCAGAGAACGACGAGGUUGAAGCAGCAGUGGUGCAAGGUGAAAAAGAAGCCGAGAAAAUGAUAGUAGAAGCUUAUGCAGCAUUGCUUCUAGCAUUCCUAUCAACAGAAAGUAAGAGCAUACGCGAUUCUAUAGCUGACUGUCUCCCGGAUCACAAAUUGGCAGUCCUCGUCCCUGUUCUCGACAGAUUUGUGGCAUUCCAUUUAUCAUUAAACAUGAUCUCCCCGGAGACUCAUAAAGCGGUGAGCGAAGUAAUCGAAUCGUGUAGGAUACCAUGAGGACUUGCCACAGACCUCUAGAGAUUCUGUACAGACUCUUACCUUCAUAUUCCAGAUACAACUCUUUCGUUGUUAGAUGACAUGACCACCAGAGAUUUGGGUCUGUUGCAUCAUAAAAUCGUAUCAGAUUAACCAGUCCUGUGUUAAUUACAGUCUAGUUGACAUGUGCUCUUUUUCUUCAUCUUCUCUUUAUAAUUUUGUAUCUUUUGCUAUUUCAUUCUUUUGUAGGGUUCUUUUUCUUUUGGGGGUUUCUCACCUAUUUGAUGAGGAAGGAGAUAUUAUUGUAUACAAAAAUGAUUAGCAAAAAAACAAAAAAAAAAAAGGCAAUGCAGAUGUAAUUUGUAUUUGUAUAACCUUUUUCCUUUUCAUACGAGUAAAAUAUUGAAUGAAGGGGCAGGCAGGUGGUUUUGGGAGGCUCUAAAUGAGCUUAUGAAGUUGAGCGGGCUCUCCUCAAUAGGAUGGCAUUGUUGUACAGGUAUUCGGUUGUUUGAUUUAGCAAAACCCGAAAGACCUUUUGAGGGGCUACAGGGAUGGAUGAGGGUGAGAAAAAACAGUGUUAUUUACUAUGGCUGUUGUGUUUUAAUCUUAAUGUGCAACAAUGAAAGAUGAUCUCAUGUUUUUCUCAUUAAUAAAACUUCCUAUUUGAAUUUUUCAA
This is a messenger RNA of Humulus lupulus (European hop), 3692 nucleotides long. RefSeq names its product wings apart-like protein 2. Bases 293 to 3037 code for a protein of 914 amino acids. The record is from RefSeq and is a predicted model, not a curated record. Lineage: Eukaryota; Viridiplantae; Streptophyta; Magnoliopsida; Rosales; Cannabaceae. The transcript is spliced from 13 exons. Gene Ontology annotation, biological process: regulation of chromosome condensation.